Molecule: messenger RNA, 656 nt
Organism: Cantharellus anzutake
Lineage: Eukaryota; Fungi; Basidiomycota; Agaricomycetes; Cantharellales; Hydnaceae
Exons: 2
Coding region: 299-577 (92 amino acids)
Source: RefSeq, a predicted model, not a curated record
UUGCUCCGCAGUGCAACUCAUCCGAAACCCCCGGUUGCCUUUGACACGAGUUAUUUUCGCCCCCCUGGACGUCUUCCACUCGGAACGACUGACUGUACUAGUAUAGGAUGGCAGAUCCUUAUUCUAGUAUGAAUGUGAUGGAGGAGAAACUGCGUUUGUCAGAAUAGAGGUGCAGUUGAAAUGCGUUCCCAUUCGCAAUACACCAACUCACCUACCUAUCACCACUUACACAAUUUGACGACUACUCUCAACUUCGCCCGGAAGCACCUAAGAUGCCUCUUUCGAUGACCCUUCCGAAAUGUCAUUCUAUGGAUUACGGCUUGACGUAUCGGAUUCUCUUAGCGUACAUCGCUUACCCUUCAAGUUGAUUGUUUGCGUAGCUAUUCACAUCGUUGCUCGACGCACUAAGGGCCAUUUCAUAUUUCCACGCCGCUGCACUCCGAUCUGCUGGAGGAGCAAGUCUUGCCGGCGCACGGACCCCCGCAUCCUGCCGCUUGACCACGUCACCCUUUUAUUCCAUAAUUACCUGAUUCCUAUUAUGUUUUGUUUACUACAAAUACUGUACAUAAGUGAAUGACUAGCUAAGAGCUCCUUGUUGAAAUUCUUGUUUCUUGAUACGCUGUGGACCGACCAUUGAAUACAACGGACUAUAUUUC